ACAGAGGGAGAGCUCUAGUUAAGUCCCAUCCUCAGUCACUCUAUGCGCUGCAGCCAUCCAGAGCCUCUGUGCGCCCCAUCACCACACUCUGACAGACCGGCGCGCACCACAUGGACACUGUGAGCGCGCUCUGACCAACCACACUUUAGCAGGAUAUUUCCAAAGACACUUCAUAAACUCAGGUGAUUAUUUCCGCAUUCGCCCCUCCAGGAUGCUCGCGUUACAGUGGAAUAGUUGCUGUGUGAUGUUUUUUCUCGUCGCUUCGCUGAGGACGCACCAGGUGUCAGCGGCGCGACCCAAGGCAAACUCCAUCAAACCGGGACAGCUCGGGGAGACGGCCGCUCCUGCCACCAACCACUCCGCUUCUGCGCACGGGACCAUCCCAAAGAAACACAACAUUCUGGCACAGGUGUAUCCAUGCAGCAAUGACAAGGAGUGCACCCUGGGCAGCUACUGCCACAGCCCUCAGCAUUCACCCUCUCGCUGCCUCACCUGCCGCAGGAGGAAGAAGCGUUGCCAUAGAGACGCCAUGUGCUGCCCUGGCAACCGCUGCAGUAACUACAUCUGCGUGGCUAUUUCUGAGAGUGUCCUCUCACAUCACAUCUCACCAUUCGAUGAACACAAAGUGUCCAACAAAGAUCACAACUGGAGGAAGAACAGCAAAUCACACAGUAAACUCAAAGGUCAUGAGGGUGACCCCUGCCUGCGCUCGUCCGACUGUUCAGAUGGAUACUGCUGUGCACGGCACUUCUGGACCAAGAUCUGCAAACCGGUGCUGCGGCUGGGAGAGGUGUGCACCAAGCAGAGGAAGAAAGGCUCUCAUGGUCUGGAGAUCUUCCAGCGCUGUGAUUGCGCCAAAGGCCUCUCCUGUAAGGUGUGGAAAGAUGCCACCUCCUCGUCCAAGUCCCGCCUCCACAUGUGCCAGAAGAACUGAGGCACAGGCUCCGCUCUGGUGCCAGAGAACUCUUUACAAAAGGACGAAUCGUAGCUGCAAAAAACAAACUGACUAACAGAGACAGCUCACACGUGUGGGUCAAAGUGCUGAGAAAGAGGGAGAUGUUGAACUGUGUUGGCAGCCAGGGUGCGGCCUGCUCCUGAACACCCCAGGACACUUCUCACUGCUGGGCUGUGUCACUCACAAAUAUGCCUUCAGUUAUGUUCUAUACACUCUAGGACUUUCAGGGAAUCAUAACUUUAGAAAGUAGAAGCUGGGAACUGUAUAGGGUUUUCCUUUAGACGGGGAAACUUACAGCAUGCCAAAACAUGUAAAUAAUAAUUAUGAGAUGAUCCUGUGAACAAAAAGCCAUGUUAUUUAUGUAUGAUUGUGUAAAGAAUCCAACAGAGUCUGUCUUUCAUCAAGUGCAUUCAGACAGCCACCAGUGCUAUGCAGUGUCCAUGAGACAUCAGCCAGGACAUGGAG
This is a messenger RNA of Periophthalmus magnuspinnatus, 1420 nucleotides long. RefSeq names its product dickkopf WNT signaling pathway inhibitor 2 (gene dkk2). The coding region runs from base 212 to 934 and encodes 240 amino acids. NCBI's taxonomy places the organism in Eukaryota, Metazoa, Chordata, Actinopteri, Gobiiformes, Gobiidae. The transcript has 4 exons. Gene Ontology annotation, molecular function: co-receptor binding; receptor antagonist activity. Gene Ontology annotation, biological process: multicellular organism development; negative regulation of canonical Wnt signaling pathway. The record is from RefSeq and is a predicted model, not a curated record. Gene Ontology annotation, cellular component: extracellular region.